Molecule: messenger RNA, 1766 nt
Organism: Anolis sagrei ordinatus
Lineage: Eukaryota; Metazoa; Chordata; Lepidosauria; Squamata; Anolidae
Gene: BABAM2
Product: BRISC and BRCA1 A complex member 2
Biological process (GO): double-strand break repair
Cellular component (GO): BRCA1-A complex; BRISC complex
Source: RefSeq, a predicted model, not a curated record
CGCUGGUGAAGAGGGCUCGGGAACGCGCCUGCGCGUGUGCGCGCGCCUGGGCCGCUUCCCGGGGUGAGUGGGAGGGUUCGCGCAGGCGCACAACGUCCGGGGACAGAAUACAACAUACAAAUUAAUAUGUCCCCUGAAAUCGCCUUGAAUAGAAUUUCUCCAUCACUAUCUCCUUUGAUUUCUAGUGUGGUCAAAAAUGGAAAAGUAGGACUGGAUGCAACUAACUCUUUAAGGAUUACAGAUCUGAAAUCUGGCUGUACAUCCUUGACUCUUGGGCCCAGCUGUGAUCGCUUUAAGUUGCAUAUUCCAUAUGCUGGAGAAACACUGAAAUGGGAUAUAAUUUUUAAUGCCCACUAUCCAGAAUUGCCACCUGACUUUAUCUUUGGAGAAGAUGCAGAAUUUCUUCCUGAUCCAUCAGCCUUGCAUAACUUAGCUUCUUGGAAUCCUUCAGAUCCCGAAUGCCUCCUGCUUGUUGUAAAAGAGCUUGUGCAACAGUAUCACCAGUUUCAGUGCAGCAGACUACGCGAGAGCUCUCGUCUAAUGUUUGAAUAUCAAACAUUACUUGAGGAACCGCAAUAUGGAGAGAACAUGGAAAUUUAUGCAGGGAAGAAGAACAACUGGACAGGUGAAUUCUCAGCUCGUUUUCUUCUGAAAUUGCCAGUGGACUUCAGCAAUAUCCCUACAUACCUUCUCAAGGAUGCAAAUGAAGACCCUGGAGAAGAUGUUGCUCUUCUGUCAGUCAGUUUUGAGGAUACAGAAGCUACACAAGUUUUUCCCAAGUUGUAUUUGUCACCACGAAUUGAACAUGCUCUUGGAGGAUCUUCUGCCCUUCAUAUACCUGCUUUUCCAGGUGGUGGCUGCCUCAUUGAUUAUGUGCCCCAAGUAUGCCAGCUGUUAACCAACAAGGUACAGUAUGUUAUUCAGGGUUACCACAAAAGAAGAGAAUAUAUUGCAGCCUUUCUCAGUCAUUUUGGAACCGGUGUGGUAGAAUAUGAUGCCGAAGGUUUUACAAAACUCACCUUGUUGCUGAUGUGGAAAGAUUUUUGCUUCCUUGUUCACAUUGACCUCCCACUGUACUUUCCUCGGGACCAGCCAACUUUAACAUUUCAAUCUGUCUAUCACUUCACUAAUAGCGGAGAGCUGUAUUCACAGGCUCAGAAAAGCUAUCCUUAUAGUCCACGAUGGGAUGGCAAUGAGAUGGCUAAAAGAGCAAAGGCUUAUUUCAAAACAUUUGUCCCCCAGUUCCAGGAGGCAGCCUUUGCCAACGGAAAACUCUGAAGGGAAACAAAGGGCAACCUUAUCCUGAGAUGAUGCCAAACAGAUUCUUACAUCCACAUACUUGUCAACAGACUGCAAAAUGACUUCCUGAAAGCACUUGGCUUUCAGUCUCUGUUGGUGUUUUGUUUUUUCUGUUUUAUGCGUGUGGUUAUUUGAAAAGGGACAUUUGAUAGCAUUUUGGGGAGGGGGUGCCUCUGGAGCAUCUUUUGUUCACCAUCUAGUGAAUUUGCUCUGUGCACAUGGCAAGGAGCUUGGUUGGCUUCAUACAUUUUAAUUUGUGGAAUUUUGCUAUUAUGUAAACAUGUUUCCUAUGUUCAGGCUUGAUUGAAAUUAAAAAACAAACAGAAGAAAAGUAUAAAUUUGGAUUUUUUUCCUGUAGUUCUUUAUUUGUACAGUUCUUUUUUGUACCAAUGUCUAUUAUACUUCUGUGAUUUCUUUUGUUUGCUGUUUAAAAACACCCAUAAAAACAAUUAGUCGAUUGAACAAAA